Messenger RNA from Papilio xuthus (Asian swallowtail), 2807 nucleotides. Its product is annotated as WAS/WASL-interacting protein family member 2. NCBI's taxonomy places the organism in Eukaryota, Metazoa, Arthropoda, Insecta, Lepidoptera, Papilionidae. The transcript is spliced from 7 exons. The record is from RefSeq and is a predicted model, not a curated record. Bases 415 to 1917 code for a protein of 500 amino acids. Gene Ontology annotation, molecular function: actin binding.
AUUGACAGCUGCUGGCAGCCAUGUUGCAAAAUGUGAAUUUGACCAAUUUCAUUCACUUUUGUCGCUUGCGAUAAGGUUGUGCUUGCAGACCUUAAAAUAAUUUGUCUCUAUUUGUAGUUCUUACAGUACAAAACGGUACAUUUACCAAAGUUAUAUUUAUGUAAACGAAUAUGAGGUGACCAAUGUAAAAACAAUUUAACUCUCUGCGUACUUAUACCAUGAUUAAUCUUUUAGGGCAAGGCUCUUGUGUGUUUAUGUAAAUUAGCAUGGAUAAGUGUAAAGUGACGUAUCGACCAUCUAUUGACUACAACGUGCGGGGCUCCAGACGUGCAGACGGCCACUAGCGGCGCAAGGGAACAGUGUUAAACCGCUCUCGUUUGCGGCUGAUGGAACAUUGUUAAAAAAAUAAUAAACAUGGCUCCUAAGCCUCCUCCGUUGGGGCCUCCGCCGCCGCCCGGGCCACCACCUCCUCCUAUGUUUGGAGGAGCUGCGAAAGGCGGAGCCCCGGAUAACAGAGGUGCUUUACUCAGUUCUAUAAGGCAAGGGACAAAAUUGAAGAAAACAGUGACUGUUGAUAAAAGUGGACCUUACAUACCGGGCAAAACACAAAGUUCGUCUAGCAGUUCGUCUUCAUCUGUUAAUAAUGAAGUGAAAAGUGGUGCACCAAUGCCCAAUGGCGGGGGAACCAUUGGGCCAGGUCUUGGUGGUCUCUUUGCCGGGGGAAUGCCAAAGCUCAGGCCCACAGGAAAGUUGUCAGGUUCAACUCUCAAUGGGCAAGUUAAAUCAGAUGCACCUCGAUCACCUUUACAAAUACCACAGAAGCAACAUUCGCAAGGAUCGUCACCGGAGAAGACGAGACCUGGCCAACCGUCUCCCUUGCCGGGAAACAAGUUGAGCGCCAUCUCAGCGGCGCUGAACGAGGUGAUGGCUGCCAGAGAGGCGCAGGAGUCCCCCAGGGAAUAUACGAGAGACAACCCUAGAGUGAGGCGACAGCCCAGCGAGGUGAAGACCAGGGGCCCGCCGCCGCAGCCGCCGGUACAGAAGCCCGCAAUGCCACUGAGUUCAUCAGACUCGGUAUUGACGACAGGGGUGGAUGGCGGAGACGGUGGUGCGCCUCCCCCGCUCACCUCCACGCUGCACCGCAACAAGAGCUCGUUGCAUGCAACCUCGCAAGCCUCGCUGGGUGGCAGUAUGACUUCGCUAACGUCAUCGCCGGCGCCGGGUCCGCCCGCCGCCUCCCUGUCGACGUCGGACCUGUCGGAGCGCGCGCGGCCCAGCCACGGCAAGCCGCACGUGGCGCCCAAGCCGCCCGCACCCUCGCCGCCGCCCAAGAAGCUCGUCACCAACGGCAAGCUGGCUGCGCGCGCGCAGAGCAUGCGGGUACCCAGGUCCCCGCCGGUGUCGCCACCGUCACCUCCUGGCCUGACGCGCCCCCCACACUACGUAGUAAGAUUGGGUACAUUUUGGGUGUUAGAAAUUCAAAAUUAUGAUAACGAUUACCAAUUAUUUAUAGUCUUUAAUACAUGCAACAUACAGAUAGGAGUAAUAAAAGUAUCUUUGUCUUUCAAAUAUUUGCUACGAAAAAAUAUUUUUGUCCAGCCCAAAAAACCAGUAAAUGUUAUGACGCUUCGUUCUGUUCAUUCUACUAGUGUAAUCAAAGCAGGCUUUACAUACACGUGUUUGAGGUUUGCCUUUCGGGUUGCGCAGAGCACGUCGAGCAUUUCAAGCGGUGCGAGUGGCGCGAGUGAGGCGGGCGCUCCGCCCCCUCCAGUGCGGGGCUCCUCGAUGCGCGCGGCGGAGCUGGAGGCGCGCUACGCAGACCUGUUCCGCCCCCCCGCGGCCUUCCCCCCGCCCCCGCCCUUCCUGCGCAUCGCCAAGGACUACAGCAGCGCCGCGCUCGCCGGUAAGUACGCCUGAUGCAUCGCAACACAAAUAUACCAACAUUUUUACCAGUAGCGUUUUUGUUAUUUUGCUACUUUGAAAGAUCAAAACCCCUACAAAGUCACAUUCGAAUGGCAACGCUACUUGAAAAGUUUAUUAAGGAACUAAUAUUAAAUUUUUUAAUGUUAACGUUUUGACUUUUGAUAUCUUUACGUCUUAAAAACCAAUAAACAACGGUUGCACGCAUCAAAUCAAAUCAUGACUCUUGUCACGUUCCGCCUGAACCGAGCGUGCAAGCGAGAACGCAUAACAAGAGACAGAGAGACAAGAUCGGUCUUGGAAUUCAAACUGUGAUUCAUCUAUCUCUCUUCAAUUAAAUUAAAUUCAGAAAAAUAUACAAUUUUUCAUCAAUGUCCUCUUGUGACAGAGAUUUUUUAGUAGCAAUAUCAAUUCGAAUGUGACUUUAUCCAUGUGAUUCUUGUUGUGUAACGAUGUCUUGGAUGUCGCUAUACAUUCAAGAUAUGUUUCGAGGAUUUUACAAAUGUUCGACUGACAAAUGACUGUAUUUAGUCUUAAUUGCUUUGUAUAGUUUUUUGGUUUUACUUGAUAAUAAGUGAAACGCACAAAAACGUCUUUAUAGUCAUACUGUAUACAAUUGAUUUAGCGUUAAUAUUGUACAUAUAGAAAGAUAAUUUUGCAAUGCAAUAUGUACAAGUCAUAAAUUAGACGUAGCGAAUAAGUUUAUGUUAAUUUUCUUAGUAUUUUAAUUGGAUUAUAUUAAGACCAAAUUAGUAUUGGAUUGUUUGUGAUUGUUUAGAGGGAGAGGUUGUUCUGUUGUCUGUGUGCAUGACUGCAUGCGUGUCGUCGUGACAGCCCGUAUUGGCAUAAUUAUAAAUGUGAUGAAACUUCUUUAAAUAUUAUUGAAU